This is a messenger RNA of Oncorhynchus nerka (sockeye salmon), 1218 nucleotides long. Its product is annotated as U1 small nuclear ribonucleoprotein C-like. NCBI's taxonomy places the organism in Eukaryota, Metazoa, Chordata, Actinopteri, Salmoniformes, Salmonidae. Gene Ontology annotation, cellular component: nucleus; U1 snRNP. Gene Ontology annotation, biological process: mRNA splicing, via spliceosome; spliceosomal snRNP assembly; mRNA 5'-splice site recognition. Gene Ontology annotation, molecular function: pre-mRNA 5'-splice site binding; zinc ion binding. The coding region runs from base 96 to 569 and encodes 157 amino acids. The transcript is spliced from 6 exons. The record is from RefSeq and is a predicted model, not a curated record.
CUUUCCUUGAAAAGAGUCGUCGUCGUUUAGUUAGGCUUCCGGUAAAGGGACGUUUUUAACAUAUAUCUCAGUGCUUGUUUGCAAGGCUGCUCAAAAUGCCGAAGUUUUAUUGUGAUUACUGUGAUACCUACCUUACUCAUGACUCGCCCUCUGUGAGGAAAACACACUGCAGUGGCCGCAAACACAAAGAAAAUGUGAAAGACUAUUACCAGAAAUGGAUGGAAGAACAAGCGCAGAGCCUCAUUGACAAAACAACCGCUGCCUUCCAACAAGGGAAGAUGCCCCCAACACCAUUCCCAGGAGCCCCACCUCCAGGGGGUGCCAUGAUCCCUCCACCAAACCUCAAUGGCCCCCCACGUCCAGGGAUGCUACCAACACCCCAGAUGGGUGGUCCUCCAAUGAUGCCCAUGAUGGGUGGAAUGGGACCACCUCCACCUGGAAUGAUGGGUGGUCCAGGUAUGCGACCUCCAAUGGGUGGCCGAAUGCAGAUGAUGCAUGGACAUCACAUGAUGCGACCUCCCGGUCACCCAAUGAUGAUGCGGCCAAUGAUGGCAAGGCCAGACCGAUAAACUCUCCCGACUCCCUCAAACACACCAUGGGUUUGUUCCACAUGAUCAGUAAAUCUUAUUUUCUCACUUAUAAAAUCGGUUUGAUUAGGGAAAUCGAUUGAAGGUUGUCUCAAAUAUAAAAUGUUUGUCUCUGACAAGUGCCACAGUUGCUCACAUGUAGCUAGUUCAUCGUAUAAUUAUUGGUAACUUUGCGCCAAACUUCUUAUAAGUAGAUUUUAAGGUGAGGAGCAUUACUGAGCCUGUGGAACAAACCUUUUGGCAAAUCCCUCCACUCAACAACUGUUUCUUGGACUUCACUUGUUAUAAUACUGUGUUGGUUAUCUUGCCUUUGCUGUACCUUCCAUUUUCCCUGUAUGGAUUUCAUUUUUAUUAUUCUAUAGAUUUUAUAAUGUUCCCUCUGCUUAUUCCCAUUUCCCUGCUCAUUGUUAUUUUGGUGUCUUGGCAAGUGCCAAAGACAAAACGGGAAGUUAUGAAAAUGUUGAAUGUGUUUUAUCAUUCACCUAGAGGUGUAUUAUAAGGUCUCCCAUUUUAUUUUGUUGGCAGUACCAGUCAGAUGAGUCGGCAGCAGUUUCUUUUUUACAAUUUUAUGAGCCGUUACUAUGGGCUUUGAAUUUGUUGUAUUACGGUCUAUUAAACGAAAAGCAAAGUU